CAGCAGGAAACUCAGCAUUCACCUCACGACUGCCUACUGUGCAAGCCUCCCUGUCGCCCUUCUCUCUCUCUCUGUUCCUUUCCCGACAUAUAUACACUCCUUCCUCUGCCUCCUCGCGCCGUCCAGCUUUUCGCGGCUCUAAGCUAAUGGAGCCCUCGCCGAGCCAUGGUGCUGGGAUGCCUGGCGUAGAGGCCGCGGGGGGACCACCAGGCGGGGACACCACACCGCCACUUCCACAGGGACACGACGAGGACACCCGGGUCGAGGAGGAGGGCGCGUUGCUAGGCUCAGACACGGAGGAGGAGGAGGAGGAGGGGGAGAGGAGGGCGCCGAGGGGUGGGUCAGCGCCUCCCCAGCUGCUGUCAGACAGGAUCAUGCUGGCCGCCAAGCUGGGCCUGCUCUUCCUGGCGCUGGUCAUCGUGGUGCACAGCAGUAAGGGGCCGCUGAUUCGCAAGGCAUCCUCCCCUCAACCGUUCUUCCCACAACAUUCCCUGGUGACGGACUUCCAUUCGGGUGAUGUCGGAGGCCUCACCGAGCGUCUCCUGGCGUCGGACCUCUCCCUGGUGGUGUACUAUGCGCCGUGGGACAGGAGCUCCCAGGCCCUGCGCUGGGAGGUGGAGCAAGCGGCACAGUUCCAUCAUGAGCAGAUCUACUUCGCCGCCAUCAACUGCUGGCACCCGGGCUCGGAGUGCAAGUCUCGCUACAAAAUCCGCAAGUUCCCGGCUGUUGUCCUGCACAUCCGCACCUCCUCAGGGAUGGAGACCAAGGCAUUUGCUUAUGGCGGUCCCCACGAGGCAGGUCACCUCAUACGCUUCCUCUCCCGCUGCCUGCGUCCGCUGACUCACGUUGCAAGCCACGCCGACCUACCCAGGCUGCAGGUGGACCACAGUGCGGUGGUGCUGGGAUACUAUGACUUCUCCUCGAGCCUAGUGCCAAGGGGCUACACGUCAUACUACCUGGCAGCGCUGCGAUGGCUGCAACACGAGCCAUCUGGUGCCGUGGCCUGGGGCGUCGUCACCAACCCUCAGGUGGCCCAGGCCUUCUCCCUGAGCACCUCCCAGUCCAUCCACCUGGUGCUGUGGAACACUACGCUGUCCUUCACUAACGCAGCCACGUCAGACAGCGAGGGCAUCAGCAACUGGGUGGCCAAGCGCCUGGAUGAGACCGCCUCGUGGCUCCACGUCUCGGGCGACAAGAGUCAGGUGCUGAGCCUGGACACACAGGAGGGCCCCAGCUUGCUGCUCUUCGCUCCUGACAACCCCUACCACACCCCCAACGACCCCUACACACUGCUACGAGAAGUCUCCCUCGACUACUUCAACUGCAACCAGUCAAGCCGAGUGUCCACGCUGGCCCGCUACCUGAGGGUGUCGCGCUCCAGGGGCCGCACCUUUCAGAGGAAGGUGGAGAAGGCCUGCCAGACCUACCUGACUGAACACCUGCAGAUGCUCCACUUGGCACAACAGCAGCGAGCCUCAGAAGGCAAGGGGUGUUGCCACAGCACAGAGGCAGGAGGGGUGUGUGUUCCUGCACCGGACGGAAGCCCUGCCUCUGAGGAGUGUGUCAACCCCAACCUGCAAAUGAAAGCCAACCUGCUCCACCACGUCAACAGCCUCAUGACGGUGCUGAGCGAUUCCUGCCGUGAGAUGGUCCUGCAGUACAACCCCUGGAAGGACCCCUCAGUGUGCUGCCACCACGCCAACACCACCAAGGCAAAAACGAAGCCCAUCCCGCACAUCCCUAAGGACAAGACCCAGCCAGACCAGGCGGUGAAGACUGGCCAGGUGGAUGACCACAUAGAGAGGCUGGAGGCCGUGGCAGGGGAGGAGCAAUGCAAGAAGCUGUUCCACGGGUCGCUGCUUGGUCCUGUCCCGUACAUCAGAGACCAGAACACGGCCGUUGAUAUCACAGGACUGGGGUGCCGGACCAACAAGACGCUCUCCUUCGUGGCCCUGGACUCGCUGCAGCACCGGGAUGUGGCACGCAGACUUGGCAUCGACCUGUCAUCGCGGGAGCCGGCCAACACAGCGGCGGUGAUCGUUGACGUCCAGCGCGAGGCUCACUUCAUCCUCGACGCCAGCCUCUCCAAGCACGCCCUCGCCGCCUUCAUCCUAAACUACACCAACGGGAUGCUCGACAGAACCUUGGUGAGUGGGGGGAAGGAAAUGACACAGUGUGAUAGUACUUCUCAAAUGUGCAUCCAGGAGCUGACGGCGGAAAACUACUUCAAGGUGACUCAGGAGGCGGGGAAGACCGUGGUGGUGUUGCACUACAACAGCAACUGUGUGGCGUGCAGCACCAUUGGCCACGUGUUCCUGGCGGUGGCACACUCCAUGCGCCACCUCCCAGACGUCACCUUCGCACGGAUCAACGUCGUGGGCAACAUCCUGCCCUGGCACCUCCACUUCACCACGCUGCCCACCAUCAUCGUGCACCCAGCACUCAGAAAGUCUGACAGCCGAGUGUUUGACCUGAGCCACUCGAUCACCCCAGCGAGUGUCAUAUCCUUCAUCAUGGCUGACCUGAGCCCCCGCCAGCGCCUCACCCUGGCCCUGCAUGCCUGUGGCGAGGAGUGCCGUGAAGGGGUGCUGCACGAGGCUGCCCUCGCCUCCACCGCACUCCACCACAACCUCACGACGUCCACCAGGCGGCUCCAGCGUGUCCUGGAGAGGCUGGUGAAGGCCGCACCUGCUGCCGACACACCCUCAGAGGCCUCAGCACAUGAGCAGCGCAGCUUUGAGCGGCUGCGUCAGGCCCGGGUGCACUUCAUGAGGGACAUCAAGACCCAGAGGAAGAAACUGGAGCACCUGCAUCACAUGCUGACGCUGCUCUCUAAACCCCUGGACCAGGAGGCUCUGGACGGCCUCCACGUAGAGUCCUUCAACCACCUGCUGCAAACUCUCACCGCCUCCUCUGCCUCCUCGCCCCCCACCCCCCCUGAGGAGGCCGCCAGCCCUGACACAGCUCGGGAUGAGUCAUAGAGGAGGGCGCCCUGAGGGCCACACAAGCUGGAGCCUUUUCCUGUGAUACAUUAAUUCUUAGGGAAGUUGUAAAGGUAAGGACACAGUCAUGCACUCACCCAUCACACACACACACACACACACACACACACACACACACACACUCCACACGUUUCAUCCUCUCAUCACAAGUUUUUUUCUAGAGACAUCUAUUGAUCAUGAUUAUUUCUGGAAGACUCUGUGAGGCUUUCAUUAAUAAGUGUAGGAUGUGAGCUGAAAUUAUAUCUAUCCUCAUCUCAUUCCCAUGUGUAAGUCAUGCACACUGCCUUCAUUACUUCUUUUGGAUUCCUAUUUGGUGGAAGACGAUACAUUUGUUUAUACUGAGUUUGGGUGAGGACAAAGCAGAGUUGCCAAGGUGUUCAGCGUCUCAGUACAAUGUGGAGGAAAGAAGUAUUUCAUCCACAUUUAUUAUUAAGUGGGAGACAUUGCUGGAUCACUAUUCUUUUGUUGGUUGUUUGAAAGUCUAUAUACAUUUAUAUAAUAUUGCUUUGAGUUCUAAGGAGGCAUAAAUAAUUUCCCGGGACUGAUCAUGAUUAUGGUUAUUGAUGAAGGAAACAGCCGGGCCAGGACUGACGAAGGGACUACAUGGGCCAAGAUGCAUAAUUGUCUUUGGCCGUGAGCAGUGUGAGGUGUGAGAUGCUUGGCCAUUAAUUUUACUGCAUAAAGCGUCUUGCAUCAGAAGGUGGAAGAUGAGUUAUUUAUUAUUGAUGAAGGAAACAGCCGGGCCAGGACUGACGAAGGGACUACAUGGGCCAAGAUGCAUAAUUGUCUUUGGCCGUGAGCAGUGUGAGGUGUGAGAUGCUUGGCCAUUAAUUUUACUGCAUAAAGCGUCUUGCAUCAAAAGAUGGAAGAUGGAAGGUGGAAGUUAUUUAUUAUUGCUGGCUAUUAAUCAUGACACUACCUCAGGUUAAUCUUAAUUGUAUAAGAAACUCAUCUAUGACAAUAAUAUGCUUGGAAACUUUAAUCCUAAGACUGCUCCAUUAAAAACCUUCAAACCUG
Eriocheir sinensis (Chinese mitten crab) is the source of this 4019-nucleotide messenger RNA. Its product is annotated as thioredoxin domain-containing protein 11-like. The transcript is spliced from 15 exons. The coding region runs from base 147 to 2981 and encodes 944 amino acids. Lineage: Eukaryota; Metazoa; Arthropoda; Malacostraca; Decapoda; Varunidae. The record is from RefSeq and is a predicted model, not a curated record.